AUGGGCACCUUUGGAGCUGACAGUCUUUCAGAGCUGCUCGAGGAAUUCCCUCCUGUGCAGCUGGGCGAUCCUCGCUCGGCUACAGCUCUGGGGACCAGUUUGGCUUCUGGCAGUGACCUGACCUCAGCCUUCACCUCCUAUUCCCCUCUGCUGCUAGGGAUGGGAGGACCCCUCCUUGUAGUGAAGAAAACCAAGGUUCAGGGAGAGCAGGGGAGGCCAGGGCGGGAGGGUAAAGGCGAGGGGGUGUCCUGUAAUCCCUCCCCUACCAGGUCGGCCCAGGCAGCCUGCGAGGACCCCCAGGAAGAUGCGACAUCUUCCUCUUACGAGUCGUUUUCUCUCUCCGCAGGGACGGUGCCUUCAAUGACCCCGAGUGCCUGCGCCUCAGACCCAUGUGCUCCGGGGACCGAGUGCCAGGCUACGGAGACUGGUGGCUACACAUGUGGGCCCACGGUGUCCCCGGGCUGUGCCUCCCAGCCAUGCCACCACGGUGCCCUGUGUGUGCCCCAGGGCCCAGAUCCUGGCGGCUUCCGCUGCUACUGUGUGCCCGGCUUCCAGGGUCCCCACUGCGAGCUGGACAUCGACGAGUGUGCAUCCCGGCCCUGCCAUCACGGGGCCACCUGCCGCAACUUGGCCGAUCGCUACGAGUGCCACUGCCCCCUCGGCUAUGCAGGCGUGGCCUGCGAGGCCGAGGUGGACGAGUGCGCCUCUGCUCCCUGCCUGCACGGGGGCUCGUGCCUGGACGGCGUGGGCUCCUACCGCUGCGUGUGCGCGCCGGGCUACGGGGGCGCCCACUGCCAGCUGGACCUCGACGAGUGCCAGAGCCAGCCAUGCGCGCACGGGGGCGUGUGCCGCGACCUAGUUAACGGGUUCUGGUGCGACUGUACAGACACGGGCUACGAGGGCGUGCGCUGCGAGCAGGAGGUGCUGGAGUGCGCGUCAGCGCCCUGCGCGCACAACGCGUCCUGCCUCGAGGGCCUCGCGAGUUUCCGCUGCCUCUGCUGGCCAGGCUAUAGCGGCGAGCGGUGCGAGGUGGAUGAGGACGAGUGUGCAUCGGGCCCCUGCCAGCACGGGGGCCAGUGUCUGCAACGCUCGGACCCUGCCCUCUACGGAGGAGACCAGGCCGCCUUCCCAGGCGCCUUCAGCUUCCACCAGGCCGCUGGCUUCCUGUGCCGCUGUCCCCCAGGCUUCAAGGGGGACGACUGCAGCGUGGAUGUGGAUGAGUGCGCCUCACAGCCAUGUCUCAACGGAGGCCGCUGCCAGGACCAGCCCGAUGGUUUCCAGUGCCACUGCGGAGCUGGCUUCACAGGCCCGACGUGUCAGGAAGACGUGGAUGAGUGCCUGUCGGAGCCCUGCCUCCAUGGCGGAACCUGUGAUGACACCGUGGCGGGCUAUGUCUGCUGGUGCCCAGAGGCCUGGGGUGGGCACGACUGUUCUGUACAGCUCACGGGCUGCCAGGGCCACACAUGCCCACCAGCUGCCACCUGCGUUCCCAUCUUCGAGUCUGGGGUCCACAGUUAUGCCUGCCACUGCCCACCUGGUACCCACGGACCGUCUUGUGGCCAGAACACCACCUUCUCCGUACUGGCUGGGAGCCCUGUGCCGGCAGCAGUGCCAGCUGGUGGCCCUUGGGGCCUGGCACUGCAGUUCCGCACCACGGUGCUUUCUGGGGCCUUGGUCACUCGCACUGACCCUCAGGACACCUUGGAGCUGGCACUGGUGGGGGCCUCACUUCAGGCCACACUCAGUAGUAACGGCACCACGGUGCUCGCCCUGAGCUUGCCGGACCUGGCUGUAAGUGAUGGCCACUGGCACCGGGUGGAGGUGGCGCUCCACCUAGGGACCCUUGAGCUACGGCUCUGGCACGAGGGCUGCCCUGCCCGGCUCUGCGUGGCCUCUGGUCCUGUGGCCCCGGCUCCCAGGGCGUCAGCGGCCCCACCACCUGUUGGGUUGUGCUCUGCCCAGCUGGGUGGCCCGGCCUUUGCAGGCUGCAUCCAGGACAUGCGUGUGGAUGGGCACCUCUUACUUCCCGAGGAUCUCGGCGGCAACAUCCUGCUGGGCUGUGACCGCCGGGAGCAGUGCCAGCCUCUGCCUUGUGCUCACGGAGGGGCCUGUGUGGACCUGUGGACUCACUUCCGCUGUGACUGCCCGCGGCCCUACAGUGGUCCCACGUGCGCCGAUGAGAUCCCUGCUGCCACCUUUGGCUUGAGGGGCACCCUGAGCUUUGCCUCCUUUCUGCUCCGUGAGCUGCCAGGCCCCAAUCUCACUGUGUCCUUCCUCCUGCGCACUCGGGAACCGGCCGGCCUGCUGUUCCGGCUGGCCAACGACUCGGCAGCAGGAGGCCUGACAGUCUUCUUGAGAGACGGCCAGAUCUGGGCUGAGGCGCUGGGCGGUCCUGCCAUGCUGCUCCCCGGGCGCUGGGAUGAUGGGCUCCGCCACCUGGUGUCACUCAGCUUCGGGCCUGGCCAGCUGCCGGACCUGGGGCAGCAAGUGCAUGUGGGCGGGAUGCUCCUUCCCGCUGACACCCGGGCCUGGGGCGGGCCCUUCCGAGGCUGCCUCCAGGACCUGCGACUCAAUGGCCUCCACCUCCCGUUCUUUCCUGGGCCGGAGAAUUCAAGUCAGCCCGGCGAGUGGGGCAGCAGACAGUCCUGGAACCUGACCAUGGGCUGUGUCUCCGAGGAUACGUGCAGUCCUGACCCCUGUUUCAAUGGCGGGACUUGCCUUGUCACCUGGAAUGACUUCCACUGCACCUGCCCGGCCAACUUUACAGGGCCCACGUGUACCCAGCAGCUGUGGUGUCCCGGCCAGCCCUGCCUCCCCCCUGCCACCUGUGAGGAGGUCCCCGAUGGCUUUGUCUGUGUGGCCGAGACCACGUUCCACGAGGGUCCUCCCGCCGCGUUCAGCGGGCACAACGUGUCGUCGGGGCGCUCGCUCAGCGGUCUCUCGCUUGCCUUCCGCACGCGCGACUCCGAGGCCGGGCUGCUGCGCGCCACCACGGACGCCCGCGCCGCCCUCUGGGUGGCGGUGCGCAACGGCUCGCUGGCUGCCGGCACUUCCGAUCAACAGCGUGUGAUCCGGGCUAGUCUGGAAGAUAACUUGAGGUUUCCGUUUGGCUGCCACCAUUGCCGUCCAUUCUCUGAUUUGUCCUUUGGGUCAGGGGCAGAGGGAGGAGGGCAGAGCCUUUGUUCCUUCCCUCAUGCAGUCUUGGCUCGACCCCCACCCCCACCCCCACCGCCACAGCCAACGAAUGUCUGGCCGCAGAGAUCCUGCACUUCAUCAGCUUCUCAAAGGUUGCCUGUCCUGCCCGGGGAAUGCAGCCUGAAUGUAACCUGCCUCAGUGACGGCCCAUGUGAAGGUGGGCUCCAGAGUGCCAACUGCAGCUGCCAGGAGGGCUUUGGUGGCCGGAGGUGUCGGGUCCCUACGCUCCCCUGUGAGGCCAACCCCUGCCUGAAUGGGGGCACCUGCCAGGCAGCUGGUGGGGUGUAUGAGUGUCUCUGCAGCACCAGGUUCUCCGGCCAGUUCUGCGAGGUGGUGAAGGGCCUGGCCCUGCCGCCGCAGUUCCCGCUGCUGGAGGUGGCAGUGCCUGCUGCCUGUGCCUGCCUCCUGCUCCUGCUCCUAGGCCUCCUCUCAGGGAUCCUGGCGGCCAGAAAGCGCCGCCAGUCAGAGGGCACCUACAGCCCGAGCCAGCAGGAGGUGGCUGGAGCCCGGCUGGAGAUGGACAGUGUCCUCAAGGUGCCACCCGAGGAGAGACUCAUCUAGGCCCACCUGGCUACCAGUGCCAGCACCUGGAGGCCUGAACCAUUUCCACCUGGAGAUCUGGGGAGGCUGCUUCCAGGCCUGGGACACCCGCUGGGGAAGUGUCCCCUUGCUGGCCGCCCCUGCCUCUGCCCCGUCAUGGACUGGGGAAAGGGGAGCCGCUCAGGGAAGCAGAGGGACCCGCGAGGCCGUGGACUUCCGCCCCGGCAGGCGUACGGCUGUGCUGGGAAGGCAUGCGUGCUGCAUGUGGUGUGUCAGGAGCGUGUGUGCGUGCGUGAACCUGGGACAUGCUGUCUUCGGAUUCCAGUGUGAAUGUUCUGAUGGGCUUGCACGUGUGUCAUGACUGCAGUGGGUGCAGGUGAUCCCACGGGGGGAGGUGGCUGUAUCCUGGGACAGCCCUGGGGCAGAGGUGGCCCCAAGCUGAUCUCUACAAGGCCAGGCCAGGGAUUGUCUGAAAUCUGCAUCUUUGCCCAGCUCUGGGGCUGUGCCUGGGGACAGCCAGGAAAGCAGGGAAGGCCACUAGGGGAGGCUGAGUGAGCCCCUGGCUCCCAGAGCAAAUGCCGCUUGGGGCAGGUCUAUCUGCCAGAUGCCAGAGCCAGUCACACAAGGAAACCCCAGCCCUGCUGCACCUGUCUGUCCAGGCGGCCUGCAGGGCCAGAGGCUGGCUACCCUGAGGUGCCUGCCUGGCUGUGGUCCUCUGUAGAAUGCCUACCUCACAGGGCUGCCGUGAGGACCAAGACCAUGACGACUCUCAUCGUGUGCUGGGAGGCGUCGGAUGCCUGUCAGAUAUGAAGGACUGUCCUUUUAGGUGUUGGGAAGUGUCCUCUUCCCCAGCCAGAACUGAGAGUGGGGAAGAGGGGUGGCAAGAAGGCCAGAGGAAGACAAGGAUGGAGGAGCACACCCCGCCCACAAACUCAGCAGCACCACCUGAGUGCCGGGGAGAGAGCGCCCCAUCUCCUGCAGACCAGUCGCCUUUUGUACGGGUGUAGGGUGGAUUCGGGAGAGGACUUGGAAGUCUUGGAGUUGUUUGCUGAAUACAGGUGCUCAGCAAACACUGCUGCUGCCUCUUAGUGUCCGGGAGGAUUUGCCACUUGCUUCCAGGCCCUUCCCUGAGGAUGACUGUCAUGCUGUGAACUCAUACCCCAGGGGACACCUGCCUGCGGGCCUCCUUUGAGCGCCAUGAUUCCCUUUAUCCCUGACCUAGAGGCACACUCUGUCCCUCCUGUGCCCCACGCCAGUGCCUCCCAGAACUGCGGGCUGCAGGUGCCAAGUUUUACCUCCUCAGGUUGGAGUUGGCGUCCCCUGCCUUCCUGACCACGCUGCCGCAGUUUCAGCCCACAGGAGUCCUCCCGCGGGAUGGCCCAUGGGGUGACCGGGCAGGGAGUGCAGAUUCAGCAGAGGCUGGGGUAGGGAGGGCCCGGCUUAGGGCCUGGCAUGGCCCUGACCCCCCCAGCCCUUUCCAGGACUCUUGGCAAAGGCAGGAGGAAGCUUUUGGUCGCCACGGCUUAGCCUCUAGAUCCUGGAAGUCAGGGAUUUGCAGACCGCGUCAGUCGCAGACUCCUAAGAGGGUUUUAUGUGGAACCCCGAUAUAGAUCAAAGCUGCUGGUCUUUCUGGGGGACACAGGUCCUUCUCCUCACCCUGUUCUGAAGGGUCCUGGGUGCCUGUCACUUUCAGGGGAGGAGGAGCAUGGCCAGAUGCUGAGCAGAGAGGGCGUGGAAGGCCGCUGCGGUGACUGGUCCAGACCUCCCCUCCAACACACAUGUCCAACUGAGGCACGGUUUUGAGGCUUUGCCCUUGCUAACGAGAGCCCUGUGGGGUGUCUUUCCAGCUGUCCCUGGGACUUGCUCCUUCCUGGAGCCUGGGUACCUGGGCAUUGCUGGCCUGCAGGCUACUCCAUGGCCCCAGAAGGCCUGUGCAGGCCUGCCAGCAGCCACCCCCUGCUCUGUCUGUGAGGGGCAGGGGUGACCUGGCUCAGAGCCCUGAGUGGGCUCAGGCUGGGCCGGGGCCAGGGCUGAAUCCUUCCCUCACUGGUCCUGCCUGCCGCCACCUCUGUGGGGUAGGUGAGGUGGCUGAGGGCCCACAUGGGCCUGCUCCCCAAGAUUUCACAGAAGGCAGAGUUCAUCCUUAGGUUUGCAAACGGAGUCUGGCAGGUGGAGGGAGCAGUGUUCAGCUGGGGAGGUGGGUUCAGGUGGGGUGUGUUCUACCUCCCUGGGGUGGCCCUGUCCUCGAUGGGGCUGGGGGUCCACCCAGAACUGGGGUGAGGCGUGGACCAGAACACCUGCAUGCCCGGGCGAUGCCCUCGUGGCUUACGGCGCAGCUCCCCAGCAGCCAGGGAAUGCCAAGGAGCCUUGCCCAGUGGCCAUGGCUGACUCAGGGAGGGCCCUGGCGAUCCAUGGGCCUCAGAUGUUGGGGCUCCCUGGGGAGACAGGGACCUCUAGGGACCCCCUUAUCCCCGUCGGAU
This is a messenger RNA of Tupaia belangeri chinensis (Chinese tree shrew), 6215 nucleotides long. RefSeq names its product crumbs cell polarity complex component 2 (gene CRB2). Bases 1 to 3756 code for a protein of 1251 amino acids. The transcript has 20 exons. The record is from RefSeq and is a predicted model, not a curated record. Gene Ontology annotation, molecular function: calcium ion binding. NCBI's taxonomy places the organism in Eukaryota, Metazoa, Chordata, Mammalia, Scandentia, Tupaiidae.